CAUACCCCAACUCUCAGAGCAAGCUGUUGUGGGAUCAUGGCAUCAUCCGCAUCCACAAAUGUGAGCAUGAAGCUUCUGAUCGACACAAAGUGCAAGAGAGUUCUGUUCGCCGAAGCCUCCAAGGAAGUGGUGGACUUCCUUUUUAACUUGCUGCAGUUGCCACUCGGUGCAGUGGUGAAGCUUCUAACAGAAAAAUCUAUGGUGGGUGGCAUAGGCAAUCUCUAUAAGAGCGUGGAGGGUCUUGGUGACAGUUUCAUGCAACCAAACCUAUCCAGAGAUGUUCUGCUGAAUCCAGCUUUCCCUUCAUCGUCAACCGCCAUCUCUGGUCUUCUUCUUCCAUCAUCAGCUGCUGCCACGGGAAAGGUACAUGGAAGUAGUGGGUUUGUGAAAGAGGUUGUGACGUACAUGGUGAUGGACGAUUUGGUGAUUCAACCCAUGUCAACCAUUUCAAGUAUUACUCUGCUGAACAAGUUCAAUGUGAAGGAGGUUGGUGCCUUGCAAGAGAAGGUAGUUCAGCUUGGAAUGAACGAGGGCUUAAGGCUACUGAAGGCCUCAUUGCAGUCUAAGAUGGUGUUGACAAGCGUCUUCCUCAAGAAUAUAGACACAUAAAGAGAUAUUCAAGUAGUUUCAUCUAUGAGCCUCGCGGUUUCAAAUCAAAUGUUAAGAAUGCCUCUAUUUUGUGUUUUGUUAAUGUAUGUAUGUAUUUUGAACGAUGCAUCCUAUCCUUAUGAUGAGAUGCUCUGCUCUCUAGUUGACUCAAUAUGUGUAGUCAUAACUCAAAAGUAGCAUUUCCUGUUGACUAUUGGUAUUACUAUUAUUAUUAUGUGGCAUUUAACA
This is a messenger RNA of Arachis ipaensis, 837 nucleotides long. RefSeq lists its product as uncharacterized. NCBI's taxonomy places the organism in Eukaryota, Viridiplantae, Streptophyta, Magnoliopsida, Fabales, Fabaceae. The record is from RefSeq and is a predicted model, not a curated record.